Ophidiomyces ophidiicola is the source of this 2259-nucleotide messenger RNA. RefSeq lists its product as uncharacterized. Gene Ontology annotation, biological process: tRNA processing. The record is from RefSeq and is a predicted model, not a curated record. The coding region runs from base 1 to 2259 and encodes 752 amino acids. NCBI's taxonomy places the organism in Eukaryota, Fungi, Ascomycota, Eurotiomycetes, Onygenales, Onygenaceae. Gene Ontology annotation, molecular function: ATP binding; ligase activity, forming carbon-nitrogen bonds. The transcript has 3 exons.
AUGUCGUUGCAACUACGCAAUUCGCCCAUUGCUCGUCCUAUACUCGCUCUUGAAUUUUCCACGAUAGUUAGAAGUCUCUGGAAAUCAUGGAAAGGUUCCAGAAGGGGAGAUGAAUUUACUAAAAUUGGCAUUGCCAUCAGUGGUGGGCCAGACUCCAUGGCCUUAGCGCACUUAUGCAAACAGUUGAUAGUAGAAGAGUUUAUGCCAUACCUUCAAAUUAGAGCAUUUAUCGUAGAUCAUAGAUCCCGAGAGGGAAGCAAAGAGGAGGCAUGCAAGGUUGCAGGAUGGAUGAACCAAAUGGGUCUUACAUCUAAGGUCAUCACAUUACAGUGGCCUGAGGAAGUACUGGACCCUUCAAUACAAUCCAAUUUUGAAACCUUAGCAAGGAGGCUUCGUUAUCAAGCUCUUGGAAAAGCCUGCCUUGCUGAAAAUAUACAAGCACUCUUUUUAGGACAUCAUAGAGACGAUAACAUUGAGACUGGCUGUAUUCGACUAGCCCAAGGUCAUGGCCGGUUUGGCAUCACAGGCUUUGACUGUGUUUCUCCUAUCCCUGAAUGUCAUAAUUUAUGGGGUGUGUCUCGGAGUGGUGAUGUUACGACUCUAGAGGCUAUUCGCUCUAAUCAAAGUGCAAGCCUUGCGCCACAUAUUCCCGAAGAUGUUAUAGAUUUGCCCACGUACCAGUCAAACAUAAGACAUUCCACAGCCACAGGCGGUGUGCAUAUUUUCCGCCCAUUACGCCCUUUUCCAAAGUCGCGUCUAGAGUUGACUUGUCGUAUCUCUAAGAUACCAUUUGUUAUAGAUCCAACUAAUGCAGAUCACACACUGACAAUCCGAAAUACAGUGCGCAAAUUGCUAUCGUCGGGUGAUCUACCUCGUGCUUUGCAGCCUUGUUCGAUUCUAGACCUCAUCGAAAAGAAUCGCAACGCUAAGGAGCGCCUACAAGGACUUGUUGAUGAUUUUGUCAAAAUGAUUCAUGUUUUGAACUUUGAUUUCCAAGCCGGCACACUACUGAUUCGACUCCCUUUGCCAAAAGUGGUGAAAUACUUUGACGAGACAAGUGUCGACCGUAAUCAGACCCAACCUUAUAUACACUCAUUCGAUGUGCUAUUGAUGGUUGUACGAAGAUUGAUUGGGUUAGUUUCCACAGGUUCAGAUUCUCAAAUCUCGAACAGAGGACUUGCCAGAGCAGCAAACCUUUUUUGGCCUCAAACGCUUGCAGACGCGAUGUCAGACGUAUUCACUCUAGGCAGUGUUAAAUUCCAGCCCUUGAAAAAGAAACGAACUUCCACAAGUGCGGACUAUUUUUUGAAAAAUUUUAAGCGCCGUGUCCAGGCUGACCUCAUACAAGGGGGCAAUUCGACCAUCCAAGACACUGAAAAUAUUUGGCUACUUUCACGAGAGCCUUUCCGGAACCAUUUACCCUUGCCACGUGGCGAAUUUAGGAUAUAUCUCCCCCGUCCUAAAAAUGAAAAAUUGCAUAAAAGCAGUGAAAAGGCAGCCAAUACAAGUGCCUGGACCCAAUGGAAACUUUGGGAUGGAAGAUAUUGGGCCCGCCUUCGCUUGGUUAGACAAAAUAAAUUAGUCGCCAAAAAGGCCGAUACAGUUCCAAAAUCGCAUGUUUAUGGUCUUGGUGAUUCGGUACCAAUAACCAUGAGACCAGCAACGCCAGGCGAUUUGACAAGUAUAGAACUAACAACUAGAGAUGGAAACAGGAAUAAAGUAUCUCGACUGGCCCAGAAACAAUUAGAUAGGCUCCUAGCACGUUUUGCUCCAGGCGACAUCCGACAGACAAUUCCCAUCCUUUCACAUGCGGUACCACAGCCAGUUGAAAAAAAAACUGCCAACCAUCUCACUAGCUUUUCGUCGGCUACUCACGGUACCUUCCCACAGAAACAUGCUAAGGACGCCCUAUUUCUGGAAGAGCGCGAUGAUUCGGGCGAAGGUGGUAAAGAGCACCAUAAGACAUACAAAGAGGACGAGAAUUACGACAUGGGUGAUACCCCGCGAAUUCUCGCGGUUCCAUCAUUUAACUGGCGCACCACAGGUAUAAUAUGGGUGCGAAUGCCUCGCAACCCGCCUGGAGCAUCGGCAUCCCUUGGAAUGGAGUCAGGUUCGCACCAAGACGAAGCUGAAUAUCAGAAAGUGGAUACCGUCGUCCCAUGGACUGUAGAGUGGGAAAUCGUGUAUAAAUUUGUCGACCCCGUCAUGAUUCGAAACAUGACAUGGGAGAAAGAUUCAUUGCCUGAAAGUAAGGGAUAG